AUGUCAUUAGUACAAUCUCGACUUCAAUUAUUAUCACGUGCAAACAAAUCAAUUCUUAUUACAAAGAAUAUUAGAUUUACCCCAAGAUUGGUAACAACAACAUAUAGAUCAUUUCAUGAUACUCCAAAUAAACAUAAUACCACUAUGGUAAAUACACCACCAUCAGCAUCUACACUUAAACAACAUUCCAAAGAUUCAGUACCAUUUGUUAAACCAACUAAUCAUGCUGAACAUUUAAAAGAUUUCAAUAAUAAAGAAUUAAUUUCAUUUAUGAUGAUGGGAUUAUGUACAUUAAAUAAACCAACAUUAAACUUAUGUAUUAAAUUAUUUCCUUAUAUUCCAAUGUUUAUCAUUAAACAAUUAGUUUAUCGUAUUUAUUGUGGUGGUGAAACUAUUGAUCAAGUUAAAAUGGCUGGUUUAAGAUUACAUGAAAGAGGUAUUAAUAAUAUGAUGAUUUCAUUAACAAUUGAAGCUUGUGAUGGUAAUGAUAAUAUUGAUCCUGAAUUCAUUGUUGAUGAAACUGCUAAAUCAGUUAAAGAAAUUUUAGUACCACAUACCAUAAAAAUGAUUGAAAUGGCUAAGGAUGUCAAUGAUAUUCCUCCAGGUUAUGUUGCAUUAAAACCAACUGGAUUUGCUAAAAAUGCAGCAAAUGUCUUGAGAAAUUAUAAAUCAGAUCCUGAAUGUGCUAAACAAUUUGAAGAUCUUGUAAGCAAAGCAAGUAUUGUUUGUCAAGCAGUUUAUGAUGCUAAUAUUGAAUUAUCCAAGAAAUACCCUAAUCGUGUUGCUCCAUUUGUUGUUGGAGUUGUUGAUGCUGAAAAACAUGAAUUACAAGAAGGUGUAUAUGAAUUACAAAGAAGAUUAUAUUCUAAAUUUAAUCAUUUAAAUCAACCAGUUUCUGUUGUUGGAACAUUACAAAUGUACUUAUCUGAAUCAGCUCAAUUAUUAGCUAAAGAAGAAAAAUUAGCCAUUGAAAAUAAAUAUCGUCUUGGUUUGAAAUUAGUUAGAGGUGCUUAUAUUCAUUCAGAAAAGAAUCGUGGUGUUGUCAUCCAUAAGACUAAACAAGAUACUGAUGAAAAUUAUAAUCAAGGUAUUUCUUAUUGUAUUGAUUCUAUUUUAAGUAAUGCUGGUAACGAAUCUACUGUUGGUCAUUUAGUUGUUGCUUCUCAUAAUGGUGAUUCAUUAAGAUUGGCAAGUUCAAAAGUUUAUAAUGAAGUUAAUGAAUCUAACAAAAACAAGACUAAUGUUGUUUUAGGUCAAUUAUUAGGUAUGGCCGAUGAAACUACUUAUGAUUUAAUUAAUCAUCAUGGAAUUGGUAAUGUUAUUAAAUAUGUUCCAUGGGGUCCACCAGUUGAAACUAAAGAAUAUUUAAGAAGAAGAUUAGAAGAAAAUGGUGAUGCUGUAAAGACUGAUAAUGGUUGGCCUUUGGUUAAAGCUGUUGCCCAAGUUUUGCUUGCAAAGAUGUUUGGAAGAGCUUAA
Hemisphaericaspora subhashii is the source of this 1476-nucleotide messenger RNA. It is a transcript of the gene PUT1, whose product is annotated as proline dehydrogenase. The record is from RefSeq and is a predicted model, not a curated record. Lineage: Eukaryota; Fungi; Ascomycota; Pichiomycetes; Serinales; Debaryomycetaceae. Gene Ontology annotation, molecular function: FAD binding; proline dehydrogenase activity. Gene Ontology annotation, cellular component: mitochondrion. The transcript has a single exon. Bases 1 to 1476 code for a protein of 491 amino acids.